AUGCCCCGGUAAAUGUUGGCAUCAGUUUUAUUCGAGCAUUCAAAAUGAGAGGAUCACUCCAAAUUACCUUGAGUAUAUUUGUGUUCGUCUUUGCUAGUAACGUGAUCGCGUCAAACGAAAAAGUACAAGUUACAAUUUGCGAUGGUACUUUAGAAGGAUUGGUUUUGAAUAACUACGAUGGCAAACAAUUCUAUGGUUUUAAACAAAUUCCAUAUGCUGAACCACCAGUGGGCGAUUAUCGUUUUAAGCGCGCAGAAAAAAAUAAACCAUGGAAAGGCAUUUUAGAUGCCACCCAAGAAAUGCCCUUUUGUAGGCAACCAAAUCAUGCAGAAACUGAAGAAAUUGGUGAAGAAGAUUGUUUAUAUCUGAACGUAUUCACAAAUUCGAUUAAUAGUAGUGCACUAAAGCCUGUGAUGAUAUAUAUUCACGGCGGCAAAUUUACUCAAGGAACCGGUAGUGAAAUAAAACCAGAAUUUAUCAUGACACAAGAUAUUGUUUUUGUGACAAUUAAUUACCGCCUUGGUGUCUACGGUUUUAUAAACACCGUAAAUUCACAUACUCAAGGUGGUAUGGAAGAGAUUGGCAACAAUGGCUUCAAAGAUCAAGUGCUUGCUUUUAAGUGGGUGCAAAAAAAUAUUAAAUAUUUUAAUGGCAAUCCAAAUCAAGUUACAAUCUGCGGUGAAAGUGCAGGCGGAAUGUCAGUACAUAGCCAUUUGCUAUCACCCUUAUCAGUUGGCUUGUUCCAACGUGCAAUCGCAAUGAGCGGAACUUCUACUAUGGUUAUGGUGCCCACUAAAAAUAACACAGCCACUGAUAUUGCAAAAUAUCUAGGUUUUAAUACGACUGAUACAACUGAAAUGAUGAAUGCGUUACGUCAAGCAUCAAAUGCUGAUUUGUUCAAAGCUGCAAAAGAUUUAAAAUGGUUUGAGAUUCAACUCAACGAACCCUGUUUAACAUCUUUGGUAAUUGAAAAACCAGGCGCUAAUAGCUUUAUUUCUGACUACCCAAUGAAUCUAAUCAAAUCAGGAACAUAUUCCAAAGUUCCACUCAUGCUUGGUUCAACAAACAGAGAGGGUCUUCUUAUCUACAGCUUAGACCAAGAGAAUAUAAAAGAUUUAGCAACGCACAUACCGUUUUUCUUUGAUGCAAAACAAGAAGCACGCCAGAAAAUUGAGCAAUUUUAUAACUAUACAACAGCGCCAAGCAAUGAUAGUAUCAUUGAUCUGUAUACAGACAUUUGGUUCAAGUACAAUGCAUUUAGAACAACUCGGGAACAUGCUAAAGUACAACCUAACGACGACGUAUUUUAUUAUGAAUUUGCUGGAGAUGCGGGAUUAAACUUUUUGAAGAAGCAAAUGCCCGAGGUCUCUGAUUUUCAUGGUGCAUGUCAUGCUGACGAGUUAGGCUACUUAUUCAACUGUGCUGGAGUGCCGGAGAAAGGUUCGUUAGAAGAAAAGAUGAUGCGGGACCUUGUCAAAAUGUGGUCAAAUUUUGUAAAAACUGGGCGCCCUCUUGAAAAUUUACAACCUUUUACGGAGAAUCAACAUAAUUUUGUAAACAUUACUAAUUGUGGAUUACACAUUGGAGUAAUAGAAGAGAAAUCAUUUGAUUUUUGGGACAAUAUGUAUAAAGUUCAUAGCAAUGGACUAUACUAAAUCACAGAAAAAAACACUUGUUGGCAAUAUAAUACCACAAUGUAAACAAAUAAAACGGUUAAAUAGA
This is a messenger RNA of Dalotia coriaria, 1722 nucleotides long. RefSeq names its product juvenile hormone esterase-like. The record is from RefSeq and is a predicted model, not a curated record. The transcript has 5 exons. NCBI's taxonomy places the organism in Eukaryota, Metazoa, Arthropoda, Insecta, Coleoptera, Staphylinidae. Bases 45 to 1655 code for a protein of 536 amino acids. Gene Ontology annotation, molecular function: serine hydrolase activity.